Molecule: messenger RNA, 2942 nt
Organism: Vespa mandarinia (Asian giant hornet)
Lineage: Eukaryota; Metazoa; Arthropoda; Insecta; Hymenoptera; Vespidae
Gene: prom
Product: prominin
Cellular component (GO): membrane
Source: RefSeq, a predicted model, not a curated record
GUGACUGUUCGACGGUAACCGUGUUGUCUCUCUUUUUCCGUAUUCCUUUUUAUGUCUCUCUUGUCAGUCACGAUCAGGACAUUUGAGCAGAAACGUCAGCGAGGAGGAAAACGUCCAACCGGAAAAUGGCCGUGAUCCAUGGAAUCCUUCUCGUUAUCGUUGCUAUCUCGAACGUUCACGCACAGGAUGAUUUGACUGUAAAAGUCAACAAUCCCGACGACAAUUGUACCACCGAUAACAUCGUUAUUCUAAAUGUAUCAAGCGAAACUCAACGGGAGCAACUCGAUGCUAUGAUGGACAUAUUGGUCGAAGAUGGUACGAAAAAUGGUACAAACGUAUCUCACUUUUGGACUCCGUCAAUUGCAAAGGAUUGGGAAGAUCAGGCACCGAAACUAAAUUUCCCUAAAACGAUCUCCGAAGAACGCUUCAAAAUGGCCACUCUAAAUCUUGACCAAGCACCAUUCGUUUUUGAUUUUCUACGAAGCGUUCUCUAUCUCAUUCAUCCUUACGACGUACCAAUCGGUCUAUUGAUAGAAGCGAUAGAGAACCGUAUUACUACUUCCAAAUUAAUAUCUGAGUCGAUGCACAUCGAGGCGAUAUUCUUAGCAACAGUCGGUGUCUGCUGCAUCAUGGCCUGCAUAGUACCUGGCACAGAACUCUGGUUCGCUUGUCGUCCAAUUAGAGAGGAUUACAAACCCUGCCGGCAUCCGGAGGUCCUCGCAUUUCUUCUUGCAGCUUUUGUCUUCGUACUCGGGUCGUGCAUGGUCACCAUGAUGGUCUCCAACGAAGCCGCAAGAACUGGAAUCGAGAAACUUCCCAUGGUCGUGAAAACGGCAUUGCAGGAUCUCGAUAACUAUCAUCAAGAUACAACGACACAACUACGAAAAUGUCUCACCAGAAGUCUCGAUGUCGCAAAUGAGGCCAUACUCGCGGACUUGGACAACGUAGAAGAACUACUUGGGAAACCAGUGCAAGCAGAACUCUCUGUCGAAACGGGUCUUGAUGUAGCAUUAGAUGCUCUCAUGGAUCUAGCAAAUGCUAGUCAAGAACUAUCGAACAGAGCAGAAUCAUUACUGAAGGAAGGAGAAAGAGCACGCGACCUCGGAACGCAAUUGAAUCGAGAGACCGACGUGAUACGACGCGAUUUAGAAAGUGCCGUUAAAGCGUGCUCGGUUCAGGAUCGUCCUCUCUGCUCCGUCAUCGACCCUUCUGGCUUACGUCUCACGCUGCGCAUGGAACAAAAGCUUAUCGAGAGAAAAAGAGACAGAAAAGAAGGGAUUUUGACGGUCUCAUUCUUUAAGCUGGAAAAGAAGAAAAGAGGAUUGUGUCUUUGUCAAAAUGCCCUUCUAAGGGAUGAUCGUAUUCUACGUUUACGUGGUAGCAGCAGAGAGAAUCUCACGGAGGUUGGACGUCAAGCACGCGGAGAGUACCUCUACGUGCCUCAUUACAUCGCCAGAAGUACCUUGGAUGCGAGAAAUCAGAUUCGCCGUGAGAUCAGCGGUGCACGUGCCAGGAUUUUCCAAAAAACACGGAAUAUGGAAGCUAGUAGCACGGAACUUUCGAAACAGCUCAAAUCUGCAAGGAGUAUCGCGGAUUAUGCGAUACCCUACGUCAUCGCAUUCGAACAGAUUAGGUGGCUCGUUGGUCUCGGUACUUUUCUCUGCAUUUUACCCGUCUGGCUAUUAUUACUCGGAGCUCUUCGUUGCCAUUGUGGAUCGUCCGAGGGUAAAGUGCGACCGACCCUCUUGUGUACUGUGUUUACGAGCUCCUUCAUUUCGAUCGCUUUAUGGGCGAUAUUCGUAGCAGGAUUAGCGUUAUCUGGUCACAUGGAGAUGUUACUCUGCCGACCACUUUACGAUCCUGAAUAUCGUACGUUAGAGGCCGUUUUGGAAACCCGAACCUUCCUCGGAAGAAGAUUGAGCGUGUCUUUAAAGGAUAUGUUCGAAAAGUGUGAAAAGAACGAAGCAGCGUAUCCUGCGUUUCGACUUGAUCGUACGAUGCAAUUAGAGCAACUUACAGAACACUGGAUGUGGACUGGUUUAUCUAGGGCAAAGUCAAAAUUAAAAGUCGACUUAAAGGGUCUCAAGAUAUUAACACCUGGCUUGCAACAACGACUUCAGAAUCUUCUAUAUGCUUGUGGACCAAAUCUUACGGAACAUAGAAUUAUGAUACAAGGGCCAAUUUUAAGCAAGGAUCUAAAUGCUUUGUCCGAUCAACUGGAUAGUAUAGCCCGUCAACUUAGCGAUAGAAGCAUCGCCCGAGAUUUGCAAAUUAUCGGCUCUAACAUGAGAGACCUUACGUCGCGAAGAGUGAAGCCACUGAUGAAGCUACAAGAUAAUCUGGUUUAUCAAAUAGCCAUAUUGGAAUUACAACUGCUACCACUUCUACGACAAGUCAAUCAAUCCAUUUCGCAUUUAAAAACAAUUCAAUAUUAUAUUGAUAAUCAGGGAGAUAAAAUUGCCCAAUUGAAAGGAAAAGCAUUUACAAAUCGAUUAAAUAAUUAUUUAGAUCAAUGGAGAACUCACGUAAUAUUGGAAAUGAAUAGUGGAGUUUCAAAGUGUCAGCCAUUAUGGGAAAUAUUAAAAGGAAUGAGGCUUCUUUUGUGCAAUCACAUUUUAGGCCCUCUAGACGGAUUCUGGUUUGCUACGUUGAUAAGUGCGCUUAUUAUGAUUGUCAGUACACCAAUUGCUCAUAUUUUAUCUUUGGUAUAUCGAAGACCAUCAUUUUCGAAGAAGGAUACGUCUUUAUUAUCGAUGAGAUCAGAAAGUCCAGAAACUGUGGUGAUAGAUCGCGAGACAUGGCAAAGUCCAGAAACGACGCAAGAAGGAUGGUGACGAGCGCAGAAGGAAAUUCAAUUUUUUAAAAAUAAGGAUACGAUUGCUUCGAUUUUAAAAAUGCUGCUGACAUUAGAUAAUAUUUAUUUAUAUAUUCCUGAACCCGAC